Sordaria macrospora k-hell is the source of this 543-nucleotide messenger RNA. NCBI's taxonomy places the organism in Eukaryota, Fungi, Ascomycota, Sordariomycetes, Sordariales, Sordariaceae. The record is from RefSeq and is a predicted model, not a curated record.
AUGCAUCGUCCCGUCAACGGGCCAAUUGUUACCAUUCGCCAACUUCGUGGCGACCUCAACGGCCCGCGCGAGCCGUAUUUCCGCCACAAAGUCACGUCCACCGGCGGCGACGACGAAGACGACGACGGGGACGAAUCGCCGUCGGCAUGGCACCCGAUUUCGAAAGCCCCGGUAUCCGUACCGGGGGUGUCAGAGCUCAAGGUCAAAAUAGUACCCUUGGGCUGGUGGGUGGGGGAUUGGGGCGAGUAUCACGAGCCGCACGCAGAGGAUACGGAGAAUCCCGAGGACAUUGACGAGAGCGGAACGUUGAUAUACUGCUACUGUUGCCAAGAGAGCCGGCCUAGCAAGGUUUACGAGGACUUGGUGGUCAAGGCGGGCAGCUCGACGACGACGGGCUUUGUGACGAUUCAUGAUUACGUGACGGCGGUGCAUCCCUGGCUGAUGGGGUUGCGGGACGAUCUUCGAGGGGCAUUGAGUGUGUUCGAUGGCCAAGUGUUACCGAAGGACACGAAAAGAAGAGAGGAAAUGGAGAGGAAGUCGUAG